AUGGCUUCUCUUCUCCCAAGCUCGCGCCCCUUUACUUCGAGAAGUAGCGCCUCUUCCUCCUCUAUUGCUGACCCCGCGUCUCGCUCCCCUGCGUUCGCGCGCUGCCCCUCGCCUCCGCGCGCCAGCUCUAUUUCCCGCGCUGCCUUGCGGAAAGCAGAACAACGCACCCCAUUCGCGGAAUCCCCUUGCGCUCACGCGCGGAAAAAUCCUUCCGCCAACGCUGCCCCCGCGGCCGGCGCGUCGAGCUACUCAUCCGUCGCCAGCGACGAAUCUCGACCGUCCGAUCUCGUCGAAACCCCCUCUUGCCCGCUUCCGCCAAUGGCUGAUCCGUCCGAUGCGCUCGUGCUGGCGUUGCACGAAGUCGAGGCCGUGAAAUUCGGCAGUUUUAAGCUCAAAAGCGGGAUCUGGUCGCCGAUUUACAUAGAUCUGCGCGUGAUUGUAUCGUAUCCGAAGCUGCUGCAGCAGGUCGCGGAUGCGAUGUGGGCGCUCGUGUGCCCGUCGGUUGUCGGCGAGUCCGACGCCGCUGCGAAAUUCGACAACGUCUGCGGCGUGCCGUACACCGCGUUACCCAUCGCCACGGCCAUUUCGCUUUCGCGAAACGUGCCGAUGGUCAUGCGAAGGAAGGAGGUGAAAGGGUACGGAACGAGGAAGGCCAUCGAAGGGGCCUUCGAGACCGGCCAGCAUUGCCUCGUUAUUGAGGACCUCGUUACAAGCGGAGCAUCUGUUAUGGAAACUGUAGAACCACUUAACGAAGUCGGGUUGAAAGUAACCGACGUGGUUGUCCUUAUCGAUAGGGAACAAGGCGGCGCCGCCCAUCUGGCGGCACGGGGGCUGCGGCUCCACGCGGCGCUGACGCUGACACAUGUCGUCACGGCAUUGGUCAAGCACGGCAAGCUGACCAGUGACGUGGCUGAAUCCGUCAGCAAAUUCAUCGCGGAAAACCAAACCGCAAACCCCGCCGCAGCCCCCGCCGCCGCCCCCACGGUUCCUGUGACGGUUACCCCUGUAACCGCCGCCCCUUCGCGAAAGUCGUACGCCGCUCGCGCGGCCCUGGCGAAGAACGACGUGGGGAGGCGGCUGUGGGAGAUCAUGGAGCGGAAAAAGACAAACCUGUCCGUGGCUGCUGACGUGGAGUCGGCGGAAGAGCUGCUCAAACUGGCGGAAACGGUGAGCAGGCGCGGGGAGAGGAACGGGGCGAGCGGAACGUUUGGGGGGAGGGGGAAGAAAGUGGGGGGGGUGGGGAUGGAUAGAGGGGGUGGGAGAAGGGGAGCGAAGGUGAAAGGAACAAGGGAGAGGGUGGGAGGAGGGCAAGUAGGGGGUAUCGGGUCGGAGAUCUGUGUGCUCAAGACCCACGUGGACAUUCUCCCAUGGUCCACUCGCGUGCCCCCUUCGCCUGCCCAUCCAUACCCUAACCCUGCUUGUACUGCCCACCGCCCCCUCUCACAGAUCGGGUCGGAGAUCUGUGUGCUCAAGACCCACGUGGACAUUCUCCCAGACUUCACUCCCGAGUUUGGCAAGCGCAUCCGCGAGAUCGCCACGCGUCUGGACUUCCUGGUGUUUGAGGACCGCAAGUUUGCUGACAUUGGUAACACGGUUACCAUGCAGUACGGCGGAGGAAUCUACCAGAUCUCCGAAUGGGCUGACAUAAUCAAUGCCCACGGCGUGCCGGGGCCAGGCAUCAUCCAGGGACUCAAGCAGAAGGGCGGCUCUCUCUUGCUACUGGCAGAGAUGAGCUCAGCCGGAACCCUGGCCCACUCCACCUACACGGCCUCCACUUUACGAAUGGCGCUCACCGAUCCGGACUAUGUCAUCGGCUUCAUCUCCAUGCACCCGGGGGGCUGGCGCACCGGUGCCACUGCCGCUGCCGCUGCUGCUGGUGGGGCGUGUGAGGAGCUGGCGGCGGCAGUGAGGGAGGCGGAGGCGGCAGGGGUGUGGGAUACCCUGGUGCACAUGACGCCGGGCGUGCAGCUGGCCGCUGGUGGGGACGCGCUGGGGCAGCAAUACAACACUCCAGGCGCGGUGAUCAAGCAGCGGGGGUCUGACAUCAUCAUAGUGGGCCGGGGAAUCAUAAAGGCGGCUGACCCUCUGGAAGCUGCCAGGAAGUAUCGCGAGGCGGGGUGGGCGGCGUAUGAGGAAAGCCUUGCUGCAGCUGCUGGUGAAGGUGCUGCAGUCUAG
This is a messenger RNA of Closterium sp. Naga37s-1, 2175 nucleotides long. NCBI's taxonomy places the organism in Eukaryota, Viridiplantae, Streptophyta, Zygnematophyceae, Desmidiales, Closteriaceae. The record is from the annotation of a GenBank genome assembly.